Spea bombifrons (plains spadefoot toad) is the source of this 1901-nucleotide messenger RNA. It is a transcript of the gene LINGO3, whose product is annotated as leucine rich repeat and Ig domain containing 3. The record is from RefSeq and is a predicted model, not a curated record. Gene Ontology annotation, cellular component: plasma membrane. NCBI's taxonomy places the organism in Eukaryota, Metazoa, Chordata, Amphibia, Anura, Pelobatidae. Gene Ontology annotation, molecular function: protein binding. Bases 20 to 1837 code for a protein of 605 amino acids. The transcript has a single exon.
UGGUAGAAUCUCUGUUUUUAUGAUGCCCGGUAUAAUGGCAUCAUGCUGGCCCCUGAUUCUGGUUCUUCAAGUUCUACUACUGUUUCCAGUUUGGAAGGCUUUGGGGUGUCCUGCCCGUUGUGACUGUACACCUCAGAUCCGGUCAGUCAUAUGCCAUCGCAAGCGUCUGGCCACGAUUCCUGAGGGUAUACCUUCUGAAACCAGAUUUUUGGACCUCAGCAAGAACCGUAUACGUUGCCUAAACCCUGGUGAACUGUCCUCAUACUCUCAGUUAGAGGAAGUUGAUCUUAGUGAAAAUAUCAUCUCUACGAUAGAGCCUGGGGCCUUUGCCAAUCUCUUCUACCUUCAAAUACUCAGACUGAAAGGGAACCAGCUGAAGCUUCUUUCCACUGGCGUUUUUGCAAAACUAAGCAAUUUGACUGUUUUGGACAUUAGUGAAAACAAAAUUGUUAUUUUACUUGAUUUUAUGUUUCAGGAUUUAAAGAACUUGAAGAUCCUGGACGUUGGGGACAAUGACCUACUGUACAUUUCACAGAAAGCCUUUUCUGGGCUUGUUGGACUGGAGCAGCUAACCAUUGAAAAGUGCAACCUGACUUCCAUAUCUGGUGAGUCACUUUCUUACUUACAAGGACUUGAGGUACUAAGACUUCGUCAUUUGGGAACCAGCUCUUUAGAAGAGCACAACUUUCAAAAGCUCUACAACUUAAAAGUGCUUGAAUUGGACUGUUGGCCAUUUUUGGAGGAUGUGUGUGCUACAGCUUUUCAGGGGCUGAACCUCUCUUCCCUUUCCAUCACCUACACUAACCUCACCUUUGUGCCAGCAGCUGCACUAAGGAGUAUGGUAUAUUUAGAAUAUCUAAAUCUUUCCUACAACCCAAUCAGAUCCAUACAGCGUGGCUCUUUCAGAGACCUUUUCAGACUUCGAGAGCUCCACAUGGUUGGCGCUUCUCUGACUACUGUGGAUUCCCAGGCUUUUUAUGGGUUGAGACAAAUCCGUCUUCUUAAUGUCUCCAAUAACCUUCUGUCUACUUUAGAGGAGGGUGUGUUCCAGUCAGUUAACACAUUGGAGACAUUGAGAGUGGAUGCCAAUCCUCUUGUCUGUGAUUGCCGCCUGCUGUGGAUCCUGCAACGCAGAAAGACUCUCAACUUUGAUGGCUACCAACCUGUCUGUGCCUCUCCAGCUGAAAUCCAGGGCAACGCUCUUCGUGAUUUUCCUGACUCAGUACUUUUUGAAUACUUUACAUGCCAAAAGCCCAAGAUAAAAGACAGAAAGCUGCAGCAUAUUACAACUCAUGAAGGGCAAGCUGUAUCGUUUCACUGUAAGGCAGAUGGGGAUCCUGCCCCAAUAAUUGUAUGGGUCUCACCUCAACGAAGAAUGAUUACAAGCAGGAGUGUUGGGAGAUCAACUGUCCUACCAGAGGGAACUUUGGAAAUCAGAUAUGCACAAGUACAGGACAGCGGUACAUACAUCUGUAUUGCUACAAAUGCUGGAGGCAAUGACACCUACUUUGCUACAUUGACAGUCAAAAGUGACAACUCCCCUUACUCCAACAGAACAUUAUAUCUCCCAGAAUACAAUGACACUUUUCAUAAUGACACCCAUGUGUUUUUGAAGUUCACCUUGGACUUGAAGACCAUCUUGGUGUCAACAGCAAUGGGCUGCAUUACCUUCCUGGGUGUUGUCCUCUUCUGCUUCCUGUUACUAUUUGUGUGGAGCAGAGGCAGAGGACAACAUAAGAACAACUUCUCAGUGGAAUACUCUUUCCGUAAGGUUGAUGGCCCAACCUCUGCAGCAGGUCAGGGUGGAGCCAGGAAGUUCAACAUGAAGAUGAUAUGAAAGUGGUUAACAGACUGAAUUACAGUAACUUGGACAUUAUGUUCUAUUGCUUGAAAAAAUAUAA